Microthlaspi erraticum is the source of this 492-nucleotide messenger RNA. NCBI's taxonomy places the organism in Eukaryota, Viridiplantae, Streptophyta, Magnoliopsida, Brassicales, Brassicaceae. The record is from the annotation of a GenBank genome assembly.
AUGUGCAACCUCAAGCUGCAAACAAUCGGAGACUAUGACUCUGCCGAUGCUUUCUUCAUGGAUAGAAACCCUAUCCAUCCACCACUUCCUGCAAGGAAUGACUAUGAGAUCAAGCCUCAGAUCAUAGCAUUGCUGACUACCUUGAAGUGCAAGCUCUUUUCAUUCUCUCUUGGCGACAAAGCUUCAAGAUGGUUGAAGUCUCUGCCAGCUCACUCCAUUACCACUUGGGAUGAGUACAAGGCCGCUUUCAUCAACCACUUCUACACCAAGCAAAGAUCAGUUUCUGUAAGGAACAAGAUCUCCAACUUUCGCCAAGCCAACAAUGAAUCUUUCUAUGAGGCGCUAGACCGAUUCAAGGAGUACAUUAGGGACUGCCCUAAUCAUGGUUUCAAUGAGGGAAACCUAUGGAACAUCUUCUAUCGUGGCAUAGACCACAAGUACAAGCUUUCAUUGGAUACUGCAAGCAAUGGAAACUUCAUGACCAAGACUUGA